AUGUCCAUCUCAAAAGAAGAAUUCAACAAAGCUGAACAAGAAGCUCAAGCUAAGGCAGCUGAAGAAGCCGUUAAAGAAAAUGAUCAAGUCGAUGAUACCACUGUCACAAAACCUUCAACAAGAUCUUCUGAAGAUAAUCAUCAAUUCCAUUCUCCUUUAAAUUCAAAUGCAAUCAUCACUAUAUCAACUGAUGAACCAAUAGAUAUUCAACCUUUAUUGAAAACUCAUGAAACUUUUGAAUUGUUACCAAGUGUCCCACCUUUCAUCAAGAUAAAAUUCAUUGACAAGAAUGAAGCUACAAAUCUAAAAGAUGAAAUCUUGUUGAAAUAUCCAGAUCUUGAAAUUAAUGUUGAAUAUGAUGCCUUGACUCAUCCGGGGAAUAUUUAUGUUCGUGGGUUAUUACCAGAGAUUACAACUCAAGAUUUAUAUAAAAUCUUUGAACCAUUUGGUGAAAUUACUUCAUUGAAAAUCGUUAAUGAUGAGUUUGGUCGUUCAAAAGGUUAUGGGUUUAUAAAUUUUGUUGAUGGAGAUUCCGCUGAUGAAGCUAUAACAAAAUUGAAUGGAUUGUUAGUUAAUGGUUCAAAAUUAUAUUUGAAUCAUCAUAUUGCUAAAAAGGAAAGACUUGAAAGAAUGGAUUUUGAAAAAUCAAAUUUUACAAAUCUUUAUAUCAAGAAUUUACCAAUUGAUUAUACUUUGGAAUUGUUUAAUCAAUUAUUUGAAAAAUUUGGUGAGAUUAAUUCAACUUUUUUACCUGAAUUACCGGAACAUGAAUUGAAUAACCCAACUUCGAAAAGAUUUGGAUUUGUUAAUUUUAAAAACCAUGAAUCUGCUAUUGCUGCAAUUGAAGAAUUAAACAAUAAGGAAAUCUCACCAAAUCAUUUACUUUCAGUUUCAAGAGCUCAACGUCGUGACGAAAGAAAUGAUCAUCAUAACAACAAUGUUAAUUCAUUCAGAAACAAUUCAAUCUCACCAACACCAGCUCCACUAAUUUUCCAAUCACCACCUCCUAUAAUAUCAACAAACCCAAUCCCAACCGCUUUACCUCCAAAUUUAAUCACUUCUCCUCAAUUACAACAUCCUAUCUCUGCAACUCCAUCACAGGGAACAACACCAAUAAUACCAUUACCACUCCCAGGUCCAAAUCAUCAACAAUCAAACCUAUACGUUAAAAACCUAUCACCAACAAUUGAUGACAAUGCUCUACAUUCAGCUUUUGCUCCCUUUGGUAUAAUUGUUUCAGCAAAAGUUAUGACAACAGAAGAUGGUUCCUCAAGAGGAUUUGGAUUCGUUUGCUUCAGAACCAGUCCAGAAGCUUCAAGAGCCCUAUUGGCAAUGAAUGGUAAUGUCUUGGAUGGUAAUAUCUUGCACGUUUCAUUUGCUCAAAAGAAUUCAAGAAGAAAAUUCCAAUCAAAUCCUCCACAUCAACAAAGAAUGGAGUAUCCUUAUUACUACAACCAAUAUCAAACAGCUGAGUUUGCACCAAUGUACUAUGGCGGUAAUGGUAAUGCUCCUCCUGGUGGAGCUCCUCCUCCUCCUCAAACACCUGGUCAUUUAGCCACUGGGUUACCAAAUGGUAAUAACGGAUACAUACCCUAUAACGCGGUGAGAUAUUCAAAUAAUGGAAAUGGGUUUAACAAGUAUAAUGGGUUUAAGAAUUAUAACAAUGGUUUUAACAGAGUUCAACAACAACAGAAACAACAAUCAAGUGAUGAAAGGAUUAAUUCUGAAUAUAGUAAAAAAAUUGGGAAAUUAACUUCAGAAAUCUCAUCAAUUGGUGAAGAUAAUGAUGAUGUUAAAAUUGAAAAAAUUUCAAAAUUUUUAAUCAUUCCAAAACUGUUGGAAAAUGGACAAAUUGAAAAUGUUGAAUUGAAGGCUAAAGAUUUUUUACAGAGACAAGUUGAUGAUUAUAAACAACAGCAACAGGAUGAUGGUGCUGAUUCAAGUGAUGUUUAUUUAGAUAUCAUUAAUGAUUGGGCUAAUGAUGAAAAUUCUUUGAUUCAAUCACUUGAAAAAUUAUCGUUAUAA
Hansenula anomala is the source of this 2025-nucleotide messenger RNA. RefSeq lists its product as uncharacterized. Gene Ontology annotation, molecular function: poly(U) RNA binding; mRNA 3'-UTR binding; poly(A) binding. Gene Ontology annotation, cellular component: cytoplasmic stress granule; nucleus; cytosol. The record is from RefSeq and is a predicted model, not a curated record. The coding region runs from base 1 to 2025 and encodes 674 amino acids. The transcript has a single exon. Lineage: Eukaryota; Fungi; Ascomycota; Saccharomycetes; Phaffomycetales; Wickerhamomycetaceae.